GUUUUCUCGUAAAUUUUUAAAGCAAUAAUAGAAAUGGCUGCUCGUAAUAUAAUAAAAUUAGGUGCGUUAGAAGCUAAAAACACUGCUUUUCUAUUAUGUGACAUUCAAGAGACCUUCAGGCCUCACGUAAAGCAUUUUGGAGAGGUUGUAAAAGUUGCUAAUAAGAUGUUAGAGGCAGCGAAACAUUUCAAAAUACCAGUCUACGUGUCCGAGCAGUACCCCAAAGGUCUCGGUCACACGACUAAGGACAUCAAAUUAGAAGACGCAGCUUUAGUAUAUGAAAAGACCAAGUUUUCGAUGUACACUCCUGAGUUGCAAGAACGCUUGAAGAAGGACGUUCCUGAAUUGGGCUCCAUUGUCUUGUUUGGAAUUGAGGCUCAUGUGUGUAUAGAGCAAACAGUCAUUGAUUUGUUGAGUCGAGAUAUUGCAGUACAUGUGCUAGCUGACGGUGUCUCCUCAAGAUCUCUGAUGGACAGAGGAUUGGCUCUUCAGCGAAUGCAAUCAAUAGGCUGUUUCAUAACAACGUCCGAGAACAUUCUGUUUAAAUUAUUGAAGGACAAAAAUAGUCCUGAAUUUAAACCGAUCUCUAAAUUGAAUAAGGAACCGACGGUUGAUACGCUUGGUUACGACACGUUAGCCAAAUUAUAAAAAAAAA
Messenger RNA from Bombyx mori (domestic silkworm), 655 nucleotides. RefSeq names its product isochorismatase domain containing protein. Lineage: Eukaryota; Metazoa; Arthropoda; Insecta; Lepidoptera; Bombycidae. The record is from RefSeq and is marked provisional.